AUGUUGCAACAAAAUCAAAUAUCAAAUUUACUUAAAUCAGCACUACUGUCUCCUGCAUCAUCAUCAACAGUUUCCAGUUUCCACCCAAUUUCAAUCUCAUUAUUAUCCAACCAUGGCAAUCCAUUAAUUUCACUCACUACUAAAAGCCAGCAGGGGAAUGAUCGACAACUGCACCUGCAAUCACAACCGCAACUGCAACUUCAGUCAUUACAUAGUUCUAAAGCUGGUACACCAACAACUACAACAACAGGAGAUGAAUAUGAACAAGGGUCUAACACGAGACCAACACCGUCAAUCACAACCACAAGCGCAAACCAUGCAGAUUCACCCAAUGAUGUAUCGUCAAUCACCUUGGAUCAAUUGAAGAUAUACUCGUUAAUUGCAUACAAUUCAACCAUAGAAACCAAUGAAUUGGCAGGAUCACCCGAGUCGAGUGAUAGCAAUGAUUGGUCAAUUGUUGAUUUCGGUAACGUGAAAUGUAUAAUAUCAAAAAUCAGUCUCGGUCAUAAUUCAGUACCACAAGACGACAAUAAAAGAAUCAAGCAAUUGAAAGACAAUGGACAAGAUAUCAAACGGGGUAGUAACGCAAUAAACGCAAAUGAUGAUGCAGAUAAUGGUUACGACAGAGACGGUAGAGACGAUAUAGACGAUGAUAGAGAUUUAUUUGAUGGAUAUUUUGUCGUACUAUUCUAUCAAUCAAAACCCAAAUCAAAAGAAGUUAGUGACUCUUCCCAGGAAGAUGUUGAAUUAGAAGUUGAUGCUAUUGCCAAGAUCAAGAUUGAUGCAAUCGUGAAUGCGUUAACUCAAGGAUUAAAAGGGUAUCAUGAACCAAUAGCUUACUAA
This is a messenger RNA of Lodderomyces orthopsilosis Co 90-125, 843 nucleotides long. RefSeq lists its product as uncharacterized. The record is from RefSeq and is a predicted model, not a curated record. The transcript has a single exon. NCBI's taxonomy places the organism in Eukaryota, Fungi, Ascomycota, Pichiomycetes, Serinales, Debaryomycetaceae. Bases 1 to 843 code for a protein of 280 amino acids.